Messenger RNA from Phyllopteryx taeniolatus (common seadragon), 9321 nucleotides. RefSeq names its product YTH N6-methyladenosine RNA binding protein F3 (gene ythdf3). The transcript has 5 exons. The coding region runs from base 352 to 2145 and encodes 597 amino acids. The record is from RefSeq and is a predicted model, not a curated record. Lineage: Eukaryota; Metazoa; Chordata; Actinopteri; Syngnathiformes; Syngnathidae. Gene Ontology annotation, cellular component: cytoplasm. Gene Ontology annotation, molecular function: N6-methyladenosine-containing RNA reader activity; mRNA binding. Gene Ontology annotation, biological process: mRNA destabilization.
ACGCUUAGCUUCGCUUGACGGUGGGGGCUUGGUUGGUAGAGGCUGGCUGGCUUGGAAAGUUUGUCGACAGCAGUUAAGGAUCCCAGUGGGGAUGCCACAUCAGAAAAGCUUUGAUAUCUUGAUAGCUGUUUAGCCGCCCGGAAACGCAGGCAGGCCGACCCGAGUGCACUGUGGAGCCGGUUGAAGCCGGUCGGGGAUGCGGUACCUUUUAGCAGGAUGCCGCGGCGUUUGACAUCCGCUUGUUAAUAAGAACCAAGCAGCCUGCAAGCUGCAGCUAGCCCGCUGUCAUGUUCAUGCACUAAAACACAGCAUAAUUUAUGUGCUAAUGCAGUGAUUCCCAACCAGUGAGCCAUGAGAGAUCAUCAGAGACCUAAAGGACAGGGAAAUAAAGUGCAAAACGGAUCAAUGCAUCAAAAGGACAGAGUGAACGAUGAUGACUUUGAGCCUUACAUAAGCAGCCAGACAAAUCAGGGUAACAGCUACCCACCAAUGUCUGAUCCCUACAUGCCCAGUUACUAUGCGCCGUCUAUUGGAUUCCCGUACUCUCUGGGAGAGGCCGCCUGGUCCACUGCAGGGGACACGCCUAUGCCCUACCUGACCACCUACGGACAGAUGAGCAAUGGCGAGCCGCACUUCAUCCCCGACGGUGUGUUCAGCCAGCCCGGUGCCUUGGGGAACACGCCUCCCUUUCUGGGGCAGCACGGUUUCAACUUCUUCCCCGGCAACGCUGACUUUUCCACCUGGGGUACCAGCGUGUCCCAGGGUCAGUCCACGCAGACGUCCGUCUACAGUAACAGCUACGGCUACGCGCCCAGCUCGCUGGGCCGGGCCAUCGCCGACGGACAGGCCGGCUUCGGGAGCGACACACAGCUCAGUAAGAUGCCGGUGUUGAACAGCAUCGAGCAGAGCAUGGCGGGGCUCAAACUGGGUACGGACAUGGUUGCGGCCGUCACUAAAACUGUGGGCGCGCCCUUAGGGGGCACCGUGGGAAUGAGCAGCAUGGCAGCAAAUAACCUUCCGCCUUCCGUGAGCUCGUCCGCAGGUAAACCGGCCUCGUGGGCAGCCAUCGCCAAGAAGCCGGCCAAGCCACUACUCAAGGCUCAGCCCAAAGCCACCAUGGGGAUAUUGGGCGCCGCGAUUCCUCCGCCGCCCAUAAAGCACAACAUGAACAUUGGUACCUGGGAUGAUAAGGGUGGGCUGAACAAGCCGCCAUUAGCUCAGACGAUGAUGCCUACGCCACCUCUGGUACAGCAGCCUCUUCUCGCUCAGCCCCCGGCCUUACUGCAGAACCCUUUGUCCCAUCAGCCUCAGCCUCAGCACCAGCACCAGCACCAGCCCUUCCACCUCCAAUCCCUCCAGUCCCCACAACACCCUCAGUCCCUCCCGCCCGGCCCCCUGCACCUUUCCUCUCACCACGGCCCCCCGCAAGCCCUCCAUCAGCAUCAACCCCAGCAGCCCGGCCCGCCGCCCAACCGCUGGGUGGCUCCCAGGAACCGGGUCGACGGCUUCGGCAUGGGUGUCGGCAUCCCGCCGCAUGCCUCGCUGUGCUUGGGCGAAGUGCACCCCGUGCUGGAGAAACUGCGCGCUCUCAACAACUACAACCCCAAAGAGUUUGACUGGAACUUGAAAAACGGACGCGUUUUCAUCAUCAAAAGCUAUUCGGAAGACGACAUCCACCGCUCCAUCAAGUACUCCAUCUGGUGUAGCACAGAACACGGCAACAAGCGUCUGGACGGGGCCUACCGCUCGCUGGGCGGCAAGGGGCCCUUGUAUCUGCUGUUCAGCGUCAACGGCAGCGGGCACUUCUGUGGCGUGGCCGAGAUGCGCUCGCCGGUGGACUACAACGCCUACGCCGGUGUCUGGUCUCAGGAUAAGUGGAAGGGCAAGUUCGAGGUGAAGUGGGCUUUCAUCAAGGACGUGCCCAACAACCAGCUGCGACACAUCCGACUGGAGAACAACGACAACAAGCCUGUGACCAACUCCAGGGACACUCAGGAGGUGCCCCUAGAGAAGGCCAAGCAAGUGCUUAAAAUUAUCGCUACUUACAAGCAUACCACCUCAAUAUUUGAUGACUUUGCACAUUAUGAGAAACGCCAGGAGGAGGAGGAGGCUUUGAGGAAGGAACGCAGUCGAAAUAAACAGUAACCCUCAAGCAAACGAGACGUGCGACACUAAUGAUGUAUGACCUUAAAAACAACAACAAAAGUUGCUUAACCACGAGGAGGACAAGAAACGUAUCAUCGCAACACCUGAUGUGUGUAUUUCUAUUUCAAAGUCACCUGCUUUGAAAAAGCACUUUCAUCCCCGUCACUGUUUUAACUUUGUUUGCAACUAACUGACUAAUCAGCUCAGUCGCCAUGUUUUUAUUUUUAUUUGUAAUCAUUUUAGCCUCUCGUUAGGAAUCAGUAUUCAGGUGAGUUAAUUAGGGAAGCACAAUCAUGUCAAUAAGAGGAUAUAUUAACCCGCAUACCAAAAGAAUGCGACGACAGGCUCAUCUUUGUUUUUGUUUUUUUUCUCUCGCUCUUGUGAUUCUUAAGUGCUUUUUGUCUUCAGAGAAUGUGACCGACUCACUAGCGACUAUUAAAAAAAAGAAAAGGAAAAAAAAGAGCCGUGUUUAGCGAAAAAAAAACAACUUGUGUUUGUCUUUAUUUGGACAAAGUUGAAUGAAUUGAGGCGGCACGGUGGCCGACUGGUUAGAGCGUCAGCCUCACAGUUCUGAGGACCCUGGGUUCAAUCCCCGGCCCCGCCUGUGUGGAGUUUGCAUGUUCUCCCCGUGCCUGCGUGGGUUUUCUCCGGGCACUCCGGUUUCCUCCCACAUCCCAAAAACAUGCAUUAAUUGGAGACUCUAAAUUGCCCCUUAGGCAUGACUGUGAGUGCGAAUGGUUGUUUGUUUCUAUGUGCCCUGCGAUUGGCUGGCAACCAGUUCAGGGUGUACCCCGCCUCCUGCCCGAUGACAGCUGGCAUAGGCUCCAGCACGCCCGCGACCCUAGUGAGGAGAAGCGGCUCAGAAAAUGGAAGGAUGGAUGGAUGAAUGAAUUGACAAUCAUGCUACAACACAGGGUUAUAAAAAGCUACCUUUAUUAUUUUUGCUCAGAUUAAGUAGCAAUUACGCGGCACGGUGGCCGACUGGUUAGAGCGUCAGCCUCACAGUUCUGAGGUGCGGGGUUCAAUCCCCGUCCCCGCCUGUGUGGAGUUUGCAUGUUCUCCCCGUGCCUGCGUGGGUUUUCUCCGGGCACUCCGGUUUCCUCCCACAUCCCAAAAACAUGCAUUAAUUGGAGACUCUAAAUUGCCCGUAGGCAUGACUGUGAGUGCGAAUGGUUGUUUGUUUCUAUGUGUCCUGCGAUUGGCUGGCAACCAGUUCAGGGUGUACCCCGCCCCUUGCCCGAUGACAGCUGGGAUAGGCUCCAGCACCCCCGCGACCCUAGUGAGGAGAAGCGGCUCAGAAAAUGGAUGGAAGUAGCAAUUACAAUUUUGUCAAAUUGAAAGCCACGAAUGACGAACGACAGCUGCUGGCAUUAUCCGCCUCAGCUAUUUUUUUGAAACACUUAAUUAGUGAAAAUUGUUACCACAAUUGAAAUGUCUUAGAAUGACAAAUAAUACUAAAAAUAAUAAUCAUUGUGUUUUUUUUUAAACCCAUCCAUUUAAAGCCUAAUGGAAAGACCAUUGUGCUAAAAUUGUUGAAAAAAGUUAAACAAAAUAGCUAUCCUCAAAACUGAAAUUAUAUUAAUUGUCACUUGUAUUAAAUAAAGUAUUUGUUCUUAAUCGGCACAAUCCAAUUGCAUAAUAAUAAUAAAAUAAAAUCACAUGAGUGAAUAUGUAUAUACAGUAUAUUUUAUUUGCUUUUUUUGCAUCAAAUAGUUUAGAUUUGUGUACAUUUAUACAUGUACAGUAUAUCCAUUAUAUUUUCCAUUCCAUUUUAUAGUCCUUAAAGAAAAUCUAAUUAAAUCAAAAUGCGUAUUUUGUUCUAUUUUACAUUUUAUUGUAUGUAAUGAAAAAAUGGCCCACAUUGUUUUUUUAAUCUAAUUGCAUCUAAAUUUUUUUGGGUGUAUUUGUAUUCUAUUUUACAUUUUUUAUUGUAUUAAGUGAAUCUAAAUAUUUUAUGUUUAACAAUCCAAUGAAAAUAUUACACAUAUACUGAACAAAAAUAUAAAAGCAACACCUGAUUUAGCUACCAUUUUUUUCCAUGACCUAAAUAAAGAGUGUUGUACACGUGAGCAUUUCUCCUUUGCCGAAAUAAUCAAGAUGCUGAUUAGCGAGCAUGAUUAUUGCACAGGUGUGCCUUUACACUGGCCACAUUAAAAGGCCACUGGAAAAAGCGCAGUUUUUCUACGUCCGUUUAUUAUUCUAUGUAAUGUAGUUGUCGUACAAUUCAAUGAUAUUUUGCGUUUUUCCAAGUGUAAUUUCACUCAACAAACCCCAUGUCCCCACUAGAGGACGCCAUCCGUCAGCUAUUAUCUUCCUUCCAAUGGCCUCAGUGGUCAAACAAAAAGCCUCUCCAAUACGCAGCAAGGCACUCUCCUUCUUGAGCCCUCCAACUUCUCUAGAGCCAAUUAACCAGGAGGAGAAGCACUUGUUGUGCCUCCACAGCCCCCCCCCCCCCCAGCUUUAUUAAUGCCAGCUCACCAAAGCUGUUUAGCGAGCGCGGGAGGAGUGAGAAAAUCUCCCAUUAUGUGCGUCUGGGGGGGGGUGAAGAAAGAGCUGUAAUUAUAACAUGCAGGCUUUUGGAUUGGCGACUUGUGUUAACUUGUGCAUCGACCAGGUUUUCUCAGGGGAAAGAAAAAACACUUUUGCUUUCGUCUGUGAACACAACAGACACACUUGAGCGGGGAACUUGCUGUUUAUUCGCCCAACAGUCACGCUGAGAUGCGUGUAAGAAAAUUAAUUAAAGAACUCUCGUGUUAUGUGGCUUUUUACCAACAAGUCACUUAUGUGAUUUGAACAGGAAAACGCACGCUUUAGCUAAGUAAUGGAAACCUUUCCAAGCAAUUUUUGGCCAUUGCCUCAUCAUACAAACACAUUUAAAAAAAGUAAUUGCAUAUCUGGAAUUCCCUCAAGUCCUUUAAUUUGAGGUAUGACUCAAUAUGGUUUGUUGAAGAUGAAAUGUUGUCUUUGUAGUGCAUCAAAAACAGCAGUGACCUUUUACAGCAAAAACAACCCAAACCUGUUUAUUGGAUGAAUACCAUACAACUGGAAAGCCCUCAUUAGGAAUUUAAUUUGAGGUAUGGCUCGAUACGGUUUGUUGAAGAUAGAUUUUUGCCAGAGACCUUUUCAAAGAAAGAAAGAAAAAACAAACCCAAACAAACAUGUUUAUUGGCUUUAUACUCCACAUCUGGAAACUCAUUAAGGCUCAGUGACAUUUUUAAGCAAAAAAAUAAACUUUUUGGUGUGAUUCCAUCAUUGUAGAAGCACAUAUGUGGAAACACAUCAUUGAGUUCUAUAAUUUGUGACAUGACUCGCUAUGGUUUGCUGACAACCGAUUUGCACGCUAUAUUUCCAACUAUUGUUGUCCAUAUAGGUUUUUUCCCCCCUCCAGAAUUGUCUCAUUUUUUAACAUUUUGUGUUGGAGAUGGGGGCACUGGAAUGGAAUAGGAUCAGAAUCGCCAGAGUUGCGGUUUCCCCCUUUUUUUUUUUUUUUUUUUUUUUUUUUACCCUGACUGGAUCAGAACAUCCACUUAAGUCCCAUUUUGUCACUAAUGAAAAAAGGUUAGUCACAGCAAUAAUAAUAAUAAAAAGGCAAGACAAGGUUAAACGUGGUGGCUUGGCACUCCCCGCGGUUUCAAGGCGCUAAAUUAAGACGUAAAAUCGGACGAAAUGAUCAGCAGGCUUUUUAUUUCACGCUCCGGGAAAAAAGGAAAGCAAGAAAGUCUGGUUUUGAUUGACAGCUUGGUGCCAUUUGUGAGGCUUUCUGUUGCCAUGGUUACUUCAUUACAAGUGCAAGAGAAGCCGUGCAGCCUUUUUCGCUAUGCUACGCACACACAAAAAGAUCAUUUGUCACCUAAUAUUUGCUUUAAAUGUAUCAAUGCAAAGCACUGGAUUAGGAUUUUAGUAAUGAAUAUGUCGUACACGUGUGGCUGUAUUUGCACGAAAAAAAUUAUUCAUUUCACACUGCUAAUUUGAUACAGUGCACGCCGUAACAUUUCAACAUUGUAAAGCACUUAGAAGCAAAGUUAGGGUUUAAAGAAACUGUAAAAAUGCAUCCCAUUUAACUUUUAUGUGCGCCUCCUCACAGUUUCAUCGCGUAAAAGCACAAUUACGGAUUUUUCCACAAAUAUGGCUGACAUACAAUCCUUGUGCAGUGACACACUGAGAAAAAUCUGCUCACUAGACACUUGACAAAUGUAGCCAACAUUCAUGGUUCGUACAGGGGUAAACUCUUUGGGGAAAAACAAAACAAAACGUACCACUCCACAAAUAUGGCCACCAUUCAUGCUUCAUGCAGUAACACACUGAAAAAGAAAAAAUGUCUCUUAACACUACAAAUAUGGCUGUCACACACACGAAUGACAGCAUCACAAAAAACAAACAACAACAACAAAAAUCACACAGCGACAAAGAGUGUAGUGACGCAAUACAGAAAAUGUCCUCCAAUAAAACACUCCACAAAUAUGGCUGACAUACAUGGUUUGUGCAAUGACACUCUUGGAAAAAGUCACUCAGCAACAUACUCCACUAAUAUGGCCGACAUACAUAAUUUGUGCAGGAACUCUACAGAAAAGGUUCUGUAAAAACACACUCCACAAAUAUGGCCGACAUGUGUUGUUCAGUGUCGCACUAAAAGCAGUCUCACGGCCAGCGACAGAUUCCACAAAUAUGGCCGAUAUAUACACAUUCUGUAGUAACAUACUCCACAAAUAUUGCCGACAUGAAUGUCCUGUCCAAAGACACGUGCCACAAAGAUGGCCGACAUACAUACAUUAGGCACUUACACAGAGAGAGUCCCGCCGCAACGCACUCCACAAAUAUGGCCGAUAUACACAAUGAUGUAUUCCAGAGGGGAAAAAAAAAAAAAAAAAAAAAAAAUCACACGCGCCACAAAUAUGGCCGAAAUACAGACCAUGCUUACAUAUAUUUCCAUUGUUUCAAAGAAGUUAUGCUUGUUUAUUGCCUUUGUCUUGUUAGCAAUUUUUUUUGGACCACGCACACAAAAACAUUUUGUUUUCAGUGCGCCUGCUUCAAAAGCGGCCAGAGUGACCUUCUGUGUGAAUUGGUGGCCUUUUUUCCCCAGCAAAUUUCACACUGCGCUCACAGCGGCGAAUUGAUUUUCUUGAGCUUUUUCUAUAGCGUCUGCAGCCACGCAAUCUAUAGGUGGUGAACCUGCGCAAGGGCUUUUAGCAUUGACUGCUGCCGAAUGCUUUGAUUCGUACAUAUUUCCAGUAGCCCACUAUGUACUGUACGUGGCACUGAGUGUUUUUAUGUGAUGCACAUUCAAGGCCUUGUGGUCAGAAAUGUCUCCUGGCAACAAAGACAAGGAAUCAAAGUCAUGUAACGUACGGCCCACUCCAUUCUUUAAGUAUUUAUUUAAAAUGAUCAAUAAUUCUGUAACAUUUAUGCAUUUAUGUAGUUGUUUUUUUUCUAUUUGUUCAUUAAAAUAUAUAUUCCUAAAUAAGAUGAAAAUAAAAUGAAAAAAUAUGAUGAAUAUAUUUUUUACAUUUACUAUUUUUUUUUUUUGUAAAUUGUUUUGUUACUUUUUGGAAAAUGAUACAUUUUAUAUAUGCAUUUAACAUUUCUUAAAUUGUGUUAACUUAAUUUAUUGUAAAUGAUCAAAUGGAAACAUGUUAGUAAAAUAAACAAUUUUUUUUUUUUUAGCUCUAAUCCCAACCCAUCUGGCCUUUAUAAAAAUCAAAAGUGGCCCUUACAUCCACCCCUGGGGUACACCUUCACUGAACUCUUCAUUAGGUACACCUGUGCAAUGUAAUCCAUCCAAACGUGCAGAAAUGUAACAGUAGCCACGUUGAGUGAGGCCUGCAGUCACGACUCAGCUUCAUUGUGUGUGUGUGUGUGUGCAUCCGCUUGUGUAAUGUGAUGCAGAGCUCCCGUGUCUUCUUCCUCAAGCCUCGCGAAGAUGACGGACCAUUAGAAAGGUUCUCUGCUGCAUGGGCAUUUUGUAUUGAUCACACUGACUUAACCAUCAUAGCCAGUGAUCCCAUUACGAAGUGUCGUUGGCCACAUGCAUGUGCGCGCACACACCCAGACACACACACACACACACACACACAGCUGAUGUCAGCAUAGUGGCGGGCCAAGCGUCCUAAUAACCUAACGUUCCCCUCUGUGCAGUAACACAUUCAACAAACAUGGCCGACAUACGUGCAUUGUGCAAUGGUGCGCGCCACAAAUAUGGCAUCUUCAAAGUUUUGGAUGUGUCGCUACUUUAUGAUCUAGAGAUAUUUUAUUUAGGAGCAGAGGAACGAUACUUGGACUGCGGGCUUAUUUUAUUAUUAGUUAAUUUGAUUUAGUUCACUUUUAUCAUUAUUAUGAAUGGUGUCUUGUUUGUAUCGAGUCCAUAGAAUGUUGCAACCACUCACAUAUAAAUGAAACAAAAUAAAAUAACAUGAAUUAAAGCAAAGUAAAAUAAUAGUAAUACUUGAAUUCAAACAUUCAUUCAUUCAUUCAUCUUCCAUUCCGCUUCUCCUCACUAGGGUUGCGGGUGCUGGAGCCUAUCCCAGCUAUCAUCGGGCGAAAGGCGGGGUACACCCUGAACUGGACGCCAGCCAAUCGCAGGGCACAUAGAAACAAACAACCAUUUGCACACACAUUCACAAUUUACGGGCAAUUUAGAGUCUUCAAUUAACCUACCAUGCAUGUUUUUGGAAUGUGGGAGGAAACCGCAGUGCCCGGAGAAAACCCACACAGGCACGGGGAGAACCUGCAAACUCGACACAGGUGGGGCUGGGUUUUGAACCCCAGUCCUCAGAACUGUGAGGCAGAUGUGCUAACCAGUCGCCCACCGUGCCGCCUGAAUUCAAACAGAAAAAUGUAAAAUAUCAAUUUAUAAAAUGAAAAAUAAUUAUAAUAAAUGUAAAUAAAAUAGUAAUAAAAUAGUUAUAAAUUCUAAAAUAAAAAUAAAUACUAAAUAUAAAUACAAAAGGAAAAAUAAUUGUAAUAAAUUAAAAUUAAAUAGGAUUAAAAAUGGUAAUACAAAUGAUAAAAUGUACAAAUAAAAAUACAAAACAAUACAGUACGAAAAAUACAAACGUACAAAUAAAUACAUUGAAAAUAAUCGUAAUAAAAUUAAAAUAUAAAUAUUACAAGUAUAAAUAAAAUAGUAAUUGAAAAUUGCAAUUAAUAUUAAGUGAAUAAAUACAUAUAUAUAUAUAUAUA